AUGUUCGGCGGUGGUCAGCCCGUGUUCGUCCUGCAGCAGAAUGUCCAAAGGGAGCACGGAAGGCAAACGCAAAUAGCCAACAUACAGGCGGCGGCAGCGGUGUCUUCGGUGGUCCGGUCGACAUUGGGGCCGAAGUCGAUGUUGAAGUUGUUGUUGGACCCGUUGGGUGGAGUGGUGAUAACGAAUGACGGUAACGCGAUUUUGCGUGAGAUCGACGUGACUCACCCAGCGGCCAAGUCUUUGAUUGAAUUGUCGCGGGCGCAGGACGAGGAGGUGGGUGACGGUACGACGUCGGUGGUGAUUUUGACUGGCGAGAUUUUGGCGCGUAGUGAGAAGCUGUUGGGGAUGCAGAUCCACCCGACAUUGGUGGUAAAAGGAUACUUUGCGGCAUUGACGGAGGCCCUCAAGGUGCUAGAAGAGAUUGCGACGGAUAUUGACCUGGAGGACGCAACCAAGUUGCGGGAGGUAGUGGGUUCGUGCAUGGGGACCAAGUUUAGUGCGCAAUGGGGCGCCAAGAUCACUGGGCUAGCAUUGGAAGCGGCGCAGAUCGUUCAGGAGACUCUCCCCAAUGGUAAGCGUGAAGUGGACACGAAGCGAUAUGCGCGCAUCGAAAAGGUGCCGGGCGGCUCAAUAGAGGACUGCCAGUUGGUCAAGGGUAUAGCGAUUGAGAAGGAUGUGACACAUGCAAGGAUGAAACGGCGCAUCCAAGAUCCGAAAAUUGUGUUGCUCGAUUGUCCACUUGAAUAUAAAAAGGGCGAGUCCAUGACGAAUGUGGAAAUAACACAAGAAGAAGAGUUCGAGAAACUGUUGCUACAGGAAGAGGAAGAAGUGCGGAAGAUGUGCGAUUGCAUUGCGGCCACGGGUUGUAAUUUGGUGAUAACUGAAAAGGGUGUGUCGGAUUUAGCCGCACACUUUUUGAUGAAGCAGAACAUCUCUGUGGUGCGCAGAGCCAAAAAGACGGACCAGAAUCGUUUGGCUAGAGUAACUGGAGCCACGAUCGUAAAUCGUUGCGAAGAACUAACGGAGCGGGAUGUGGGUACGAAAUGCGGGCUGUUUGAGGUCAAGAAAAUCGAUGAUGACUACUGGACCUUCUUGACUGACUGUGCGGAGCCGCGCGCCUGCACUAUUCUGCUCCGUGGCGGCAGCAAAGACUCGCUGAACGAAAUCGAACGGAACUUGCAUGACGCUCUCGCUGUUGCGCGUAACAUCUUCCUCGAAGGCAAACUGCUUCCCGGUGGCGGCGCUUGCGACAUGAUCUGUGCUAAACGACUACACGAAGCCGCCAAACGACUUGGCGGCCUCGAACAAUGGGGUAUGCGCGCUGUCGCCGAAGCCUUCGACGUCAUCCCCCGCAUCCUCGCUCAAAACGCUGGCGUCGAUGUCGUCACCACCAUCGCCAAACUCAGAGCCGCCCCCGAUACCAGCGGCAUAGACGGAGUCACUGGUGAAAUCGUCGACGUCACCGCCAAAGGUAUCUGGGAUACCUAUAGAGUGAAAACACAAAUGAUCAAAACUGCCAUCGAAUGCGCCGCCAUGCUCAUCCGCGUAGACGACGUGCUUUCCGGCAUUGGCAAACCUAAAGAGCCCACCCCUGAAGUCACCAACUAUGCUUAA
Gregarina niphandrodes is the source of this 1614-nucleotide messenger RNA. Its product is annotated as putative chaperonin containing T-complex 1 gamma subunit, tcpg protein. Gene Ontology annotation, cellular component: chaperonin-containing T-complex. The coding region runs from base 1 to 1614 and encodes 537 amino acids. The record is from RefSeq and is a predicted model, not a curated record. NCBI's taxonomy places the organism in Eukaryota, Apicomplexa, Conoidasida, Eugregarinorida, Gregarinidae. The transcript is spliced from 2 exons. Gene Ontology annotation, molecular function: ATP binding; ATP hydrolysis activity; ATP-dependent protein folding chaperone. Gene Ontology annotation, biological process: protein folding.